Ambispora gerdemannii is the source of this 1636-nucleotide messenger RNA. Lineage: Eukaryota; Fungi; Glomeromycota; Glomeromycetes; Archaeosporales; Ambisporaceae. The record is from the annotation of a GenBank genome assembly.
AGUACUGGGAGAGAGAUUCUGCUUCAUGGGGGAGUGUGGCAGAUUGGGACCUCUACUUUAUCAACAAUAUGCCUGGCGCGUCACACGUUCAAUCCCAUAGAACACUGGCAAGGGAACUUAAAGCGCUUGUCAAUUACUUUGAUGAGGGCAGUUGUGAGUGGAACAAAGUAAAAGGGCUCAAAAAAGAGCUAAAGGUAUUCUUCUGCUUACCUGGAGUGGAUAGCAUGUCAUGGUCUGGACCAGAAGGUCCCACUAUGGUCUGCGUGGCUACGCUAUCAAAUUUGUUCACAGUCAUAUCCUGCGUCUUCUGCCGAUUGAUGGGUAUUCUUCUGCUUACCCAAAGUGGUAGCAUGUCACGUUUUUUCCUCUCUUCUGAACCUUUAUUGUUAAAAAAGACAAAAGGUACUAUGAAUUCAACAAUUUGGAUGAAUCAUGAAAUGAUACAAAAAACCGUCGUAGAAAGUAAAAUUAAUGAAAGCAUCAACAAGCGUAAAAUCGAAAAUAUAGCGAGGGACGUUACAAGUGCAACAGCAAAAGCGUACUACACGCAAAGUGGCUCGGAUUAUUAUGAAACCAAUUCCGAAGGUGCGCAAGAAAUGGCACAGAAAAGGUUAUGUUCAGAUAGUACCAAUAAGGCCAAAGGAAAUAAUGUGAUCAGAGAUAACACACCUCUCCAAACUUCUACUGAACCAAUUUGUUCAAAUAUCAUCGAUACUACAAAUAAGAAUUUGAUGGCAAGGUUACAAUUAGAACGUGAUUACUACGUAGAGGCUAUUUUUAAUGCCACGACAAAAUAUAUUGAUGAAUUAAUUGAGAAUAGUCAUAAUCGCAGUGAUCUGCGCAAGAAACUUCAGACUCCAUUCCUGCCACCAGAAGAAACAUAUUUGUUUGAGAAACAUUAUGAAAUUAAUUGGGCUCACCGGUUUACUAACAAAUUGCUAUCGUUUUUUGAAGCACCGCGUAACCCUCUUCUGGAUAAAAAUUCCGAAGGUUGGAUUAACUGUCACCUCUUGACCCCAUUAAUUGAUGAUUGUUUUUUAACGUGCGAAGAGAUUCAGAUUCAUCGAUGUGAAGAAAUGUCUUUAGCUUCAAUUGCACGCAAAAAUUUAUCAAGAGAAGAGUCCAACAAAAAACAACCUGGGCAUAAAAUCGACAUUAUAUUUCGUGUAGAUGAUAUGGAAUAUUUUGGAGCAGAGACAUUCGUCGAUGGAGAUUUUCAGAAUUCCGGACCAAUAAAUUACAAACAUAAACUAUUUAGAGAGAUGAAAGACCAGCUAGAUCGUUUAUUGAAGAAAUUAAAAUUCACAAAAGAAACGAUUAAACUUGUGAAACAGAUUGUUUUGCAUGGUAUAUCACAUGGCGGCUAUAAUGGGAUAGUCUAUGCUAUGUACUAUGACAUAAAUCUUAAAUAUUAUUUUGUAUUUGAGAUGUGCCAAUAUAGAAUCGGCACAACAUGGAAUAGUGUUCCGGAUAGUCUCAAUAUUCUAAAAGAUAUAUUGCAUCUAAAGAAAGGUAUAAUUCAUACUCUUGGGAUCGUUACAAGAAUUAAAAAAAAUGCCCUACAAACGAGAUCAAAAGAGUUAUUAUCAAUUGACAAUCUGCCCGAAACGACACGAUCUCCAAGAAAUCAAAAAAA